This is a messenger RNA of Fraxinus pennsylvanica, 555 nucleotides long. Lineage: Eukaryota; Viridiplantae; Streptophyta; Magnoliopsida; Lamiales; Oleaceae. The record is from the annotation of a GenBank genome assembly.
AUGCAAUGGAGUACCAAUUACCAAAGCUCCGGAAUGCUAUCAAAAGAGCAGUUGCUUCAUCUCUUUGACCGUUUUGCCUUUCUCACCUCGCAGCCUGAUGUGAAGAAACGGAUUGCUGAUGCUGUAAAUGAAAAGCAGGAAGCUGUAGCUGUAACUACUGCAAUCCAAGAAGAGAUAUUUCAGGAGAUGGGAGUUGAUCCAAGGUUUGGUCUAGCUUGCUUGGGAAAAGUAAACAUGGUUUACGAGAAUGAUCUAGCUUUGCUGAUCCAGUUUUAUGUAUUCGUAGCCAAGGAAGAGACAGCAUGUGAAGAAGCUGAGCUUGGACCAGAAAAAUUUGCAGAAAGAAUGGAGGUGCAAAGGAAGUUACAAGAACAGCAAUUGGAGAUGCUCAAAUACAUGCGCAACUUUCACCUGGAUGAUCAGUCGGCAAUCCUUGAAAAGGUUAGCCAGCAGAUGGAGAAUGCGAAUUUUGAUUCAGAGGCAUCUGUGUUGUCAGUUGAGCAGAUCCAAGACAUUGUUCGAAGAAGGGUGUCUCCCGUAUUUCAGCCAAGAUAG